Molecule: messenger RNA, 1641 nt
Organism: Colletotrichum gloeosporioides
Lineage: Eukaryota; Fungi; Ascomycota; Sordariomycetes; Glomerellales; Glomerellaceae
Product: Maltose permease MAL31
Exons: 10
Coding region: 1-1641 (546 amino acids)
Biological process (GO): carbohydrate transport; transmembrane transport
Cellular component (GO): membrane
Molecular function (GO): carbohydrate:proton symporter activity
Source: RefSeq, a predicted model, not a curated record
AUGGCGUCCAAGGGCGAUCACGAGGUUCAGCAUCUUCGCAAAGCAGCCGAGAAUGAAGUCGAAGAGAAGUUGGGCCAAUCAGCCAUCUUUGAGGCGAAGCAAGCCUCCGAUGACGAGCAUGCACAGACUUUGAUGCAAGCCCUGACCCAGAACCGAAGGGCGGUGUUUUGGUCUGUCAUGAUUUCGAUGUCCAUCGUCAUGGAAGGAUAUGAUGUUAUUCUGAUCAACAAUUUCUUUGCGUACCCCGAAUUUCAGAAGAAAUAUGGCAGCUGGUAUGGCGAUGAGAUCGGAUACCAGGUCUCUGGGCCGUGGCAGACUGGUUUGACCAUGGCUGCCACGACCGGUGCCAUCUUCGGUGGUCUCAUGAACGGCUUUUUCGCAUCCAAGUACGGCUACCGCUGGGUCAUGAUCGUCGCAAUGGGGUUCCUUAACUGCUUCAUCUUUGUUGUCUUCUUCGCACACUCGGCCGCCAUGCUGCUGGUCGGUCAGAUCUUGUGUGGCUUUUCGUGGGGCGUGUUUGCUACACUCAGUCCCGCAUAUGCUUCUGAGGUCUGUCCGACGAACCUGCGAGGAUACAUGACUACCUACGUCAAUCUUUGUUGGGCGACGGGCCAGCUUAUUGCCGCGGGCGUACUUCGUGGCUGUCUCAGUAUUGAGGGUGAGAUGGCGUACAGGAUUCCCUUUGCAAUCCAAUGGUUGUGGCCAAUUCCUUUGAUGGUCAUCUCAUACCUCGCCCCCGAAAGCCCCUGGUUUCUCGUCCGCAAAGACCGACUCGAUGAAGCUCGUCGAUCAAUCGAAAGACUCAGCGGCGACAAGACUCAAGACCAGAUCAAUGCUCAAUUAGCCAUGAUGCUCCAUACGACCAAGGUUGAAGCUGGUGUCACGAGUGGCGUCUCAUACAAAGAUUGCUUCAAGGGUGUCGACCUCCGACGCACGGAAAUCUGCUGCAUCGCCUUCGCUGGACAAGUCAUGUCCGGCAGCAGCUUCGCAUACACCCCGACGUAUUUCUUCACGACCGCCGGCAUGAAUACGGCCAAUGCUUUUGAGUUGAGUCUUGGGGCGAAGGGAAUGGCUUUCAUCGGUACCUGCCUUUCCUGGUGGCUCAUCACUCAUUGGGGUCGUCGCCAGAUAUAUGUCACCGGCAUGGGUAUUCUGACAGUGAUCCUGUUCAUUAUCGGUAUUCUUGACGUUUCUGCUGGAAAGAAAGGACUAUGGCCGUCUGGUGGCUUGUGUGUUUUCUGGCUCUUCAUCUACUCCCUUACCAUCGGUCCGAUCACCUACAGCGUAAUCAGCGAGACUUCCUCAGUCCGCCUUCGGCCGUUAACCGUGGUUUUGUCUCGAAACGCGUAUCAGCUAGUCAACAUUGUUUCGCAGGUCUUACAAACUUACAUGAUGAACCCCACAGAGUGGAACUUGCGCGGGAAGGCUGGCUUCUUUUGGGCCGCCACCGCUUGCACCAUUUUCGUUUGGUCCUUCUUCCGAUUACCUGAGGCUAAGGGAAGGACAUACGAGGAGCUAGACAUUCUAUUUGCACGUGGUGUCCCAGCCAGAGAGUUCUCCACGACUCAUGUGGAUGCAUAUGCUUCCUCCAGCCAGGUUGAAGAUGUUCACCAUGCGGCCCCGCCGAAGGAAGACUUAUGA